Hypanus sabinus (Atlantic stingray) is the source of this 5204-nucleotide messenger RNA. RefSeq names its product cyclic nucleotide-gated cation channel beta-3-like. The record is from RefSeq and is a predicted model, not a curated record. The transcript is spliced from 16 exons. Gene Ontology annotation, cellular component: plasma membrane; intracellular cyclic nucleotide activated cation channel complex; photoreceptor outer segment. Gene Ontology annotation, biological process: monoatomic cation transmembrane transport. The coding region runs from base 1 to 2046 and encodes 681 amino acids. Gene Ontology annotation, molecular function: intracellularly cAMP-activated cation channel activity; intracellularly cGMP-activated cation channel activity; cGMP binding. Lineage: Eukaryota; Metazoa; Chordata; Chondrichthyes; Myliobatiformes; Dasyatidae.
AUGGAGGAGGAGGAGGAGGAGGAGGAGGAGGAGGAGGAAGAGGAAGAGGAAGAGGAGGAGGAGGAGGAGGAGGAGGAGGAGGAGGAGGAGGAGGAGGAGGAGGAGGAAGAGGAAGAGGAAGAGGAAGAGGAAGAGGAAGAGGAAGAGGAAGAGGAAGAGGAAGAGGAAGAGGAAGAAGAAGAAGAAGAAGAAGAAGAAGAAGAAGAAGAAGAAGAAGAAGAAGAAGAAGAAGAAGAAGAAGAAGAAGAAGAAGAAGAAGAAGAAAAUACAGUUCAAGGUAUUUAUACUGCUUUGAAAUUCCUAUCUUUUAUUCUAAUUAUCAAUUAUUGUGUUUCAGAUCUGCAUUACAUGGUAUGGAUGAGUUUUGUGGUACUUGCUUGGAACUGGAACUGCUGGUUUAUUCCCAUGCGCUGGGCUUUCAAUUAUCAGGAUCCACAGAUUCUUUCCAUCGGGUUAACUAUAGAUUAUAUCUGUGAUUUCAUCUAUCUGCUGGAUAUGUUGGUGUUCCAGGUCCGCUUGCAGUUUGUGAAACAGGGAGACUUAAUAAGUGAUAAAAUAGAAAUGAGAAAACACUAUAUGAAAUCAUUAAAAUUUAAGCUUGACCUUGCAUCAAUAAUCCCAUUUGAUUUGUUAUAUUUGCUGCUUGGUUAUAAUCCCUUGUUUCGACUAAAUCGCCUACUUAAGUAUUCAAUCUUCUUUGAAUUCAAUGAUGGAUUAGAGUCUGUAAUGAAGAAAGCUUACAUUUACAGAAUUGCCCGGACAAUAGGAUAUCUGCUUUUCCUCAUGCAUGUAAAUGCUUGUUUGUAUUACUGGGCUUCAGAUUUUGAAGGUAUAGGCAGCAAUAAAUGGGUCUACAAUGGCAAAGGAAACAGGUACCUGAGGUGUUACUAUUGGGCAGUCCGGACUUUGAUUACAAUUGGUGGUAUUCCUGAACCAGUCACUCUCUUUGAACUAGUCUUUCAGGGGUGCAAUUAUUUCACAGGUGUCUUUGUGUUCUCCAGCUUACUUGGUCAGAUGCGUGACAUUAUUGGGGCAGCUACUGCAGGCCAAACGUACUACCAAACAUCUUUGGAUAACACAAUAGCAUAUAUGAAUACAUACUCAGUUUCAAGAUAUAUACAGAAUCGUGUACGUAAAUGGUAUGAAUAUACUUGGGAAUCACAAGGCCAGUUGGAUGUAUCUGAGAUGAUGGAAGGUAUGCCAGUAAAGAUGCAACUGGCCAUUGCAAUUGAUCAAAACUAUGAGAUAGUCAGCAAAGUUGAUCUGUUUAAGGAAUGUGACCAGCAGAUGAUAUAUGAUAUGCUGCUCAAGCUGAAAUCCGUUGUCUAUUUGCCUGGUGAUUUUGUAUGCAAGAAGGGAGAUAUAGGAAAAGAAAUGUUCAUCAUCAAGUCGGGAGAGGUUCAAGUGCUUGGAGGACCAGACGGUAAAACAAUUCUGGUGACCUUGAAGGCUGGAUCUGUAUUUGGAGAAAUCAGUCUUCUAGCUGCUGGUGGAGGCAAUCGACGCACUGCCAACGUGGUUGCCAGUGGAUUCACAAACCUAUUUAUUUUAAACAAAAUAACACUGAAUGAAAUUCUGGUGUAUUAUCCAGAUUCCCAGAAGAUCCUUAAAAAAAAGGCCAAAAAAUUGUUUGCAGGAGAUAAAGCCAAGAAAGCUGAUGUCCAACAACCUGCUAAAACUGGACUGUUGUUCCUAAUUCAUCAAAGACCAGAUACUCCAAAAUUUUUCCGUAUCGUGCUAACUGCAAUAAAAGAGAAAGGGUUAGAUCUUCUAAGUAAAUUUAGGGAAAGUGAAACCAAGUUAAAGGCACAUAACCAAAUGAAGCUGGAUAUUUCUCCCACUGAUAACGAGAGAUUGGAAGGCAAUGAAUGUUCAAAAACUGAAGAAAAGGCCAGAACAUGUGAACAAGGAGACUCCAGUCAUCUUCAAGCCAAACCUGAAGAACAUCAUUCAGCAAAGCAUCAGUCAACAUCCCAUUCACAUGAGAUUGUCAGAAGCAUGGGUAUGCAGAGUGCUAAAGAUUUUAAUACCAACAAGGAUAACUAAGAACAGGGAAGUCACUGAGUACUGUUGAGUUGAUGACAAAGUGUCUGAUAAGGAGUCAAUGGUACAAACAAGCGAUAAUCCUUCAAGUUCAUUUGGGCCAUUUAUGACACCUCUCUCCUCUUUCUGGAUCGUUCUGUCUCUAUCGCAGUAGACAACUAUACACUAACAUCUAUGGUUCCAUCUGCCAAUCAUCCCCUCCUCACCAGAAUCCAAUUAUUGCUUGCCAGCUUCUGCCGCACUGGUACCUCUUUAUACUGGCUGUCACUCCUUUGUACUCUCAAUCCUGAUGCUGGCCCUCAAACUAUCAGCCAUGUUUCUACUUCCACAGACAUUCCUGACCUGCUGAGUUCUUCAGGCAGCUUCUUUGUUUUUGUUCCAGAUCCCAGGACCUGUAGGGGCUUGUGUCUCCAUAACUCAUUCACUGUUUAAUUAUGAUAAAGAUCCUAUUUCAUCUAUUUUUGAAUUGAUUUAGUAUAACAGGUUUACAAUAAAGAGCCAGCUGCAUCCUUUGACAAAAUGGACAAAUUAAUAUAUUGACAGAGUAAAUUAUCUAUCUAUAUGUAUAUUAGUGGUUGCAGUACGACCGUUUGUCAUUUUGGCUCUGAGAAAGGAAAUUAAGAUUACCCCGGACAUAACCAUUAAAUCCAGCUAUCACUGACCUAGUCACUCACAUCUCACCUGGAUCCACUACUGUUCUUGUUCCAUCUCUUCUCUUCACCCCAUUUACCAGCUAUUUGUCCUCUGUCAUUCCAGUUCAGAUGAAGGGUCUCAACCUGAAAUAUCAAUGAUUCAUUUCUAUUCCUUGGAUGCUGUCUGACCCAGUGCCUUUGUGUUUUUCUCCAGAUUUCCACUGGAUGCAGUCUUUUUGUCUCCACGUAACUGUAGAUGUCCAUCUCAAUACCAGAGCAGUUAAGCCUAUAAGAAUAAGGGUAGCAGGGGUUUACCAAGCAAAGCACCACCCUAUCUUCAUUGCCCAAGUCUGCUCUAUCAUUGUGUGAUCCUCUGUCAUUUUCCUAUUCAACCUUCUUUCUUUUUCUGUGUCUAAAAGGCCAUUGGCUUCCAUAACUGUAUAUUCAGAGUCCUCUGAGCUAGAUGUUGAGGCAGAAACUUAUCUGAUAACAGAUCAUAUGGGAAAUGUCUACAAUGCAGGAUAGCACAAUGGAACAACUAGUAGGGCUGCUACGUGACAGUGCGAGAGACUCAGGUUCUUUCCUGACCUUAGAUGUUGUCUUCUUGGAAUCUGUAUGUUCUCCUGUGUCUGUACGGAUUUUCUCCAGGUUCUCUAGAUUCCUCCAACAUCCCAAAGGUGUGAGAGAUGGUGGAUUAAUUGGCCAAUGUAAAUUGCCUCUAGUGUGCAGGUAAUUGACGUAAUCUGGGGAUAGCUAAUGAGAAUGUAGGGAGAAAUUGAAAAAAAUGGAUUAAUGUGGGAAUACUGUAAAUGGGAUUUGGUGAUUGAUAGUCAGUAUGAACUCGUGGGGUCAAAGGAGCCAUUUCCAAUCCAUGAUUCCCUGUAGCUCCAUGAAUGAGGAACAGACCUCAAUACUCCAGUGAUUUGGGAGGUCCAUUUCAGCAGCCAUUAUCAAAUGCUGAAUCCACACCACCUAGCAGAGUAAAAGCAUGUGGCAUAUUUUCCUUUCGCUCAAACUCCAGCCUGACUUGGUUGUAAAUUCUAUUCCUUCAUUGUUACUGGGUUAAAACACUGGAAUUCCCUGCUAUCUAGUCAGAGGGAAAAAACGCAUUCACCUAGCAGCCAGCACCUCAGGUCAGGAUUGAACCUACGUCUCUAGCUCCGAGAAGUUAGCUCACCACCUUAUCAACUACAUAAAUAUACUCAAUAUUCACAGCAAGACCUGGUCCAUGUCUUUUAAUUCUCUUAAGCACUAUAUACAACAAUAUACUAAUUUAUGAUUUAAAUGGUUGAAGAUGUACUAAACAACAGGAUAAUAAAAGUUAAUCAGUAGAAACUCAUAACAAUUUUCUCUGGCUGUAAGAUCUGCAUAUCUGUGGAAAAUCAAACCACACAAAAAAUUGGAAAUUACAAACUCUUACAAAGAUCGAAUAUUCCGGACACAUAACAAGAAGCCCUGACAUUGUCACCAAUAUCAUCAUGCAAAAUGUAAUGGGCAGAAAGAAAAGUAAAGGAAAUUUUCAGGGAAGCUGAUCUAGGCAGAAACAAAGUGACUAACUGUACAACUAGACCAAAAUACUGAACAUUUGGAGGAAUAAACGUGUGCUCUCCACGCUGAGUUAAACUGAUUGAUCAAAUGGAAAAGAAAGCCCUGUUCCAUCAGAAAGUAACUCACGUAGUCAUCAGUUAAUCUGCAUGUAGAUGUAAAAUACACAUCUAAACUUCAAUAGCUUUAUGAGUAUGAUUGAAUUGUUGCUGAAGUUGUUAAGCAAUUAAUGAGUAAUUUUAUAAUUGAUCCAAGGUUGUAAAAAAAAUUAGUGUUUUUCUUUCAACAGAGUUAUACCACUGUUCACCUUGUCUCAAUACCUAAAAUAUAAGGAAAAAAAUAAAAGCAUAUCAAAAACAAAUACACCAGCAUGGGACUUCCAGCCAAGCAAUGAACAAGGGCAAACUGUUUCAGCAGAUUGCAUAGGCAACAGCCUUCUCAGGAAGAUAUUGACAGGACGUUGAGAGAGAUAGCUUAUAACUCUUUGUCAUUUGAGUGAUGCUGUCCCUCAAUAUAACUGUUUCUUGAGGAAGGUAAAUUAAAGAGCCUUUGAACUUCAUGAAAUCCACAAACAUUGGAUACUCUAUUACUUCCAUUUAUUCACACUUUAUCUGUCAGAGUUGACAAAUUGACUUUCAUACUUCUGGUUUUCUUAUAGCUAAGGAAUGAUAGUAUAGUUUUGUGUUCACAGCAGGCAUUGGGUUAGUGAAGAUCUGGGGUCAGAGAUUCAGCUAUAACCUUGUAAAAGGGUGUGAGUGCAGUUUGAGGACAAGGCUAUGAAAUUUUGGAAUCUUCAACCAUCCUUGUAAGUUGAGUAAACAUUUCUGGUAUGUAAAUCUUCAAUAUUCCCUUUAUACUUUUCAUAUUAUAUGUCAUAUACAGUGCAUGAAUAUAUCUGAAUAAAGCUCUGUGGAUGUAUUGAGAAUCUCUAUUGGGAGCUCCAAUGUUGCUGCAUUCCUUUUAAGAAGCCAUUUAGUGUGCAAA